AUGUUGCUCUUCUGGAUCGACUCGCACCAUGGCAAGGUGCACACCAUGAAGAUUGCCACGCCCCAUGUGGAGGCGGCCGGAGUGCGUGUGCCUCGUGAUCUCAAAGAGUUGACUGCAUUUAAUAUCCCAGAACUGGACGAUCCCAAGUCUCUGGCCGUGGACUGGAUCACCCAGCGUGUGUACAUAAUCGGUUCGCGGCACAAUAAGAUCCUUGCCACCGAUAUUGAGGGCAAAAAGUAUAUCUCCCUGGUGUCAACCGGCACGAAUCCCACGGACAUUGUCCUGGAGCCCGAAUCGCGCAUUAUGAUCUGGUCGACGCUGGAGAAUGGCAUUCUGGUGGCCUCCCUGGACGGCAACAACAAGAAGAGUCUGGUGGAGCGGGAUGUGGGUUGGCCCAUCAGCCUGUCGAUGGACUAUCCCACGGGUCGCUUGUACUGGGCGGACUAUCGCAAGGGCACCAUCGAGACGUGCCGCCUCAAUGGCAAGGACCGCAAUGUUGUGCGACGCUUCGGCAUUCGCGAGAAGCCGCAGAAGAUCGAUGUGUUUGAGGACUAUCUGUACAUUAAGCUGUACGACCAGAGCAUCAUCAAGAUGAACAAGUUCGGCAACGACAAUGGCACCUACCUGCUGAAGGGCUAUCGCUCCUCGGACAUUGGCAUCCUGCAUCCCAUGAAACAGAACCGAAACAUAAGCAAUCCCUGCCUCAAGGAUCCCUGCAAGGCCUACAAGGCCCUCUGCAUUCUCUCCUCCGAAUCGGCCAGGGGCUACAGCUGCAAGUGCGCCGAGGGCUAUGUGAUGACCGACGAGGCACUGUGCAAGGCCCACGCCGAUGUGCCCGACUAUUGUCCGUUGCAGUGCAAUCUGGGCUCCUGCCAGAUCGUGAACCACGUGCCCAAAUGCUUCUGCCAGCCACAGUUCGAGGGCGAACUGUGCGAGCACUAUCGCUGCUCCGGCCACUGCCUCAACUAUGGCCUGUGUACGGUGGCACCACAGCUGCCGGGAUCGCUGGAUGCGCCGCCACUGAAGUGCACCUGCACGCCCGGCUGGUCGGGCGACCGUUGCGAGACCUCGUUGCCGGCCUGCCAGAGCCGCUGCCACAACGGCGGCUCCUGCCUCAUCUCCGAAACGGAGGGCAUGAAGUGCAGCUGCCCGGACAUGUUUGUGGGCGAGCAGUGCGAGCAUUGCCUGAAUCUCACGUGCGAGAACGGAGGCGUCUGCCGCGAGACGCUGACCGGAACGUCGCAAUGCGAGUGUCCCUACGGCUACACGGGCAAGCGGUGCGAGAUCAACGAAUGCGCCGACUUCUGCAAGAACGGAGGCUCCUGCGUGAUUGGGUCGAAGGGCCAGCGGCAGUGCAAGUGUCCCAGUGGCUUCUACGGCGAGCACUGUGAGUCCAGCUCGUGUCGGGACUACUGCCAAAACGGAGGAACCUGCUCGGAGCGUGGCCGUUACUUGAACUGCAUCUGCCCCUCACGCUACUAUGGCAGGCGCUGUGAGAUGGAUAUCUGCUUGACCUCCGAUCCACCGCGAUUCUGCGAGGCAUCGCAGGUGCCCGUCAGGAAUCCCUGCACGGGCAUCAUUUGCCAGAACGCCGGCACCUGUCACGUCAUCAAGGGCGUGGCCAUGUGCAACUGCACGGAUCAGAGGAACGGAGACUUCUGUACUAUGUUCGUGCUGGAGGACAAUCCUUGCAUACGGUACUGUGCCAACGGGGGCGUCUGCCACCUGGACGAGUACGUCCCACUGCAGCUGCAUUGGCGAGUGGCAGGGAAAUGCCUGCGAACUGCCGCCGCACUACGUCGGCGGAGAGUGCAACGUCUGCCGUCCAGGUAGCUCCAUCAAUGAGUGCCUCUGCGGGGCCCAGAAGGUGGUGCCAUGUCUGACGGACAGUGCGGAAGGUGCCUUGAAAGGCGACCAGGAA
Molecule: messenger RNA, 1921 nt
Organism: Drosophila miranda
Lineage: Eukaryota; Metazoa; Arthropoda; Insecta; Diptera; Drosophilidae
Product: low-density lipoprotein receptor-related protein 1-like
Exons: 3
Coding region: 1-1833 (610 amino acids)
Molecular function (GO): calcium ion binding
Source: RefSeq, a predicted model, not a curated record